This is a messenger RNA of Procambarus clarkii (red swamp crayfish), 1082 nucleotides long. RefSeq lists its product as uncharacterized. Lineage: Eukaryota; Metazoa; Arthropoda; Malacostraca; Decapoda; Cambaridae. The record is from RefSeq and is a predicted model, not a curated record. Gene Ontology annotation, cellular component: endoplasmic reticulum. Gene Ontology annotation, biological process: protein peptidyl-prolyl isomerization. Gene Ontology annotation, molecular function: peptidyl-prolyl cis-trans isomerase activity.
UGGGAACCGAAUCGGGGAUUGUGAGUCGAGAAGGAAGCCCGCUAUAAUAGGAGUGAGAGGAAGUGUGCGUGUGUGCGUGUGUUGAGUGAGAGAGAUAUACAGAGUGGUGCAACGUGGCAAGGGUCACUCCCCGGAGCUCCUUCACACCGACAGGAUGCAGGUGCGUGUGUGCGUGUCCGUGGUGGCUGUGUGUCUGUGGGCAGCGGCAGCGCAGCAGCAGGAAGCGCUGAAGGUGGAGGUGCUGAGCCGGCCAGCCGUGUGUCGCACCCAGGGAGUUGCUGGGGAUAAAAUACAGGUCCACUAUACUGGUCGACUGGCUGACGGCACCAUCUUCGACCAGAGCGCAAAUCGAGGCGAACCCUUCGAGUUCCGGCUGGGGUCUGGUCAGGUGAUCAAGGGCUGGGACCGGGGCCUGGACGGCAUGUGUGUGGGAGAACGCAGGAGACUCACCAUCCCACCCAACCUGGCCUACGGCAGGAGGGGCGCCGGGGGCGUCAUCCCCCCAGACGCAACGCUGACGUUCGAGGUGGAGCUGGUGGAGGUGCCGGACAAGGUGGUGAGGGUGGACGAGGAGCCGGAGCGCAGACCCGCGCCCACCGCAGACGUCUCCUCCGCCCCAACAAAGCUGGUGACACAGACCCUGGUGCGGCCCCCGACCUGCUCCAAGGUGGCCGCUCCGGGAGACUCUCUCAGUGUCCACUACACUGGCCAACUUAUUGAUGCCAAGAAAUUUGAUUCCAGCGUGGACCGCGGGGAGCCCUUCGUAUUCAAGCUGGGUGAGGGAGCAGUGAUCCGGGGAUGGGAGGAGGGGGUGGCCGGCAUGUGUGUGGGUGAGAGUCGUCUGCUCGUCGUGCCCCCCUCCCUCGCCUACGGCAGGAGAGGCGCCGGCUCCGUCAUACCUCCAGAUGCGACGUUGAUCUUCACCAUCCAGCUGCUGAAAAUCAACUGAGGCGCGAACUUCUGCCGCAGGAUGGCGACGUGGCGCUAGUGUCCUGCUUUUGUUAUCUUCCUUCGUGUAUUCUUUGUUACUUUGUUAAGCUUGUAAAGCAUUAGCUGGGCUGUGAGUAAACGUUAAAAAAAGA